AUGCCUUUGAUCAUGGACGACGAUCAGUACAUGGACCUUUUCAAUGAGGCCGAGCAGCUUCCCAUUGCCGUGCAGACACCACCUCUCAAGCGGCUUGCACAGCGUCUCGAUGAAUUGGGCGAGUCUGGUUGCUGCCAGAAAAUAUCGUGGUCCAAGAGCGGCUGCGUGGCUUCAAUCACCCGGGAUGGCCGUGGUGUCAACCUGCGCGCCUUCCAGCGCAAUCCCGUGGACGGCAGGUGGAUCUUGGGAGACGAGGCUCCGCUCCACAUUCCCUCUGUUCAUGAAGAGUUCCCGCUCGUCCAUGUCUCCUGGGGCCACCUCGGUGUUGAUCUCGCCAUUGUGGACGCCGCCGGACGCAUCCUUGUCUACACGGCAGCCCAAGCCGCGGACAGAAUGAAGCUCUCUCGAGAACCCUUCUCGGACCACGAGAGCGAGUCUAACGCUCUUGUUGGCUUGCAUUGGCUGCCUGUUUCCCCGCAGCAGGUCAAGUACCACAUGAUCUGGUCAGGCGAUCGUGGCGAAGACAAAUGGCAGUAUCGGAUGACUAGCCACCCGUGGAAAGAGCCCCAUAAUCCUGUUCAUCCGCGCAUGUCCCUAGGUUCAUUUAUUUGUUUUACGCGCGGAGGCACCAUUCGGUUAUUGUUCCAGCAGCCCGAUCAACAAUGGUACGAGGCAACCGCAGAAGUCGAAGCAUCCAAUUCUGGUAAAGAUGCGUUCACUCACGCCUCAUUCACCUCAGACUCGGAACAAUCACUGCUCCUUGCCACCCAUACCGUUGCAGGGUCGAUUCUCGUCUAUCGCGUCAAGAUCAACUGGAACACUCAGCCUGGCAAGAGCGCUUCUCCAGCAUUCGAAAUCUCGCCACUGAAAGCGGAGGAUGACUGCUCUCCUCUCGGUACCAACUUCGACGCCAACGAUGCUACGCUCGGAUCUGGCACUUUAUUCACCUUGUACAAGCAAAAAAUGAACCUCAAACGGUUACCGGAUAUUGUGUUGGGUAGCGCUACGUUGGGACUUUUCAGUCUUGACUUUCACACGAAGUUCGCCCUUUACCAGAGUAACGGCGGCGUGGAAUUCAGAGACCGGUAUACAAUGGACAUCAUUACGGCGGAUUUGAAUGAGAAUAAGGUAUCUUCCCUGCCUCAAGCUGGCUUUUCGUUCUCAGCGAGCGACCCUGCGCUUCAUACGGUCCUAUCGCCCAGCGCCUGCAUGCUGGCACUACUGCAGCCGGACGGUACUAUUACGUUGAAGAACAUGGAGUUCAAUCUUGGCUCGCUGAAUAGUGGGGACACUGAUCCCAUUGCAGCGUUGGUCCUGCAAUACAGUUCUGCUUCGUUGCAGUAUAUGCCUGGAGAUGAUCUCUUCGCAAUCAUGCCGUCGGAUAUGGAUGAUAACUUGAAACGUUUGUUCUUGAGGGGAACUCACCAUUGUAUGAAUGUUUUGGCCGACUAUCCGCCUGAAGACACAUCUCAAAAGGCAUACGAACAAAUCUUCCGCAACAACGUUCUCCGCGGAUGUCUCAGUACUCAGAAUCUUCUGGGUAUGACGCCCAACGGUUCGCGGAACUUGAGCAGCAAGCUUGCUUGGAUAACUCUCAAUCUUCGCUUCACUUCAUUCCUCCUCAGCAUACCUACGAACCACGCUCGAGGCGGUGGGCCGGAAUCUUUCACGAUGGAAACCGCGAAGUCUGUCAGUGGCCUGCUUAGGUGGACGAUGGAUCUCAUGGUGUACAUGAUGAACGACCUCAUCGAACUGUCGCAAGAAUGCAAGAAACACGAAGCUGACAGGGGAUUCGUGCAGAAGAAGCUGCAGGAAAGGUGCUCGCCAGGAUUGUUUCUCCUGCUGUGCAGCUUCUCUCGGUCAGUAUUCCGAAUUACCCGGCAACCCCUGCAGCUGCUCCUGACCAUCAGCCAAUGGCACAUCAAGAAUGCGCCAACUGUGAUCCACCGGUCCGUGUUCAACGGGCUGUUGGCAGCUAUGGUCAGCUCUCCAGUGCAUCCGCCUCACAUGGCGGCGCUCGUGCUCGAAGUAGACAACCAAGUGCGUCUUUGUUACACUAGGGCACAGUACACGGAUGAGCGGCGCAAGGCAACGGAACGAGAGAUGCUCAUCAGCGCGGAAAUCCCCGACGUGCUCAUGCCUGUGGUUACGCGGCUGCUUACUCAUGGCAUGGACAAACUGCUCGACACGGUGGACCCAGCUAAGGUAAUGUACUGGGAUCUGCGAUGGCUAGGACUGAGCGAAGACAAGAGGGAGAAGGAAUAUCUGGAGAAGAACACAGUUGACGUUCUGCGCAAGGUGGUAAUUACCAGAAAGGAGAGCGGGCGCAGGAGGUGUGUCAGGUGCGGCGGCGAAAUGGAGGACAUGGAGUGGAUGGGUGGACAGAAUAAGUGCGCAUGUGGAAGCCAUUGGGCGAUGGGAUCUUUGACGAAGAAGGCUUGA
Messenger RNA from Lasiodiplodia theobromae, 2442 nucleotides. Its product is annotated as Mediator complex subunit Med16. The record is from RefSeq and is a predicted model, not a curated record. The coding region runs from base 1 to 2442 and encodes 813 amino acids. Gene Ontology annotation, biological process: positive regulation of DNA-templated transcription. Gene Ontology annotation, cellular component: mediator complex. NCBI's taxonomy places the organism in Eukaryota, Fungi, Ascomycota, Dothideomycetes, Botryosphaeriales, Botryosphaeriaceae. The transcript is spliced from 10 exons.